AUGAGCGCAAUCGAAGAGGCUUCGUUGAUUCAGCGAGGUCUGCACUUCCUUGAACAAAAUGGUGAGAAGAGAGCAGGGUUUUGUCUUGUAUGUCUUUUUCUACUUCUUGUGCGUUGGUUCGUGGGUCUUCAUUCAUAUUCUGGUGAAGACACACCACCUAUGUUUGGUGAUUACGAGGCACAACGUCACUGGAUGGAAAUUACAAUUAACCUUCCCAUCUCUCAUUGGUACUUCAAUACGACAUCAAACGAUUUACUCUAUUGGGGAUUAGACUAUCCACCACUUACUGCAUACGUAUCGUAUAUUUUUGGAUGCGUGGCUAACGUCAUCGAACCGUCGAUGGUAGAAUUAACGAGUUCAAGGGGAUACGAAUCUGCAACUAGCAGAGUAUUUAUGCGUACGUCUGUGUUACUCUGUGACAUUAUCCUCUUUAUGCCUGCAAUAUAUUAUAUGGCAAGGUCAAUCUAUGGCAGCGAGAAAUGGACUCAACGUACGGCAUUUCUUCUUUUAAUUCUGCUGCAACCGGCAGUAUUGCUUAUCGAUCAUGGCCACUUCCAGUACAAUAAUGUGUGUCUGGGAUUUGCGGCGCUGGGCGUUGCUUUGAUUCUUCAAAAUCAUGAGCUUCUUGGUAGUAUUUGCUAUUGUCUAUCUCUAAACUUUAAGCAAAUGGCGCUUUACUACGCCCCUGCAUUUGGAGUAUAUUUGCUGGCUCGUUGUCUCUAUCGGGAGCUGUGCAUUCUUCAUCUCGUCAAGCUAUCGGUAGUAGUAAUUGCUACAUUUACGCUGAUGUGGCUUCCAUUGUGCAAAUAUGCAUCCGCGGAAGACACUUGCUUGUCUACAAUGGCACAAGUCCUUCAUCGUAUUUUUCCGUUUGACCGAGGCCUUUUCGAAGAUAAAGUAGCUAACUUUUGGUGCAUCGCCGACUUGAUUAUCAAGAUUCGUCGAUUUAUGAGCCCUACACUUCAGAUGCGAUUAUGCACGCUGAUGACGUUUAUCGGACUUACUCCGUCGGUUAUUGACCUUCUCAGACGAAAGCCCACACAGCUGCGAUUUCUUUUGUCGCUUGCAGUUUGCUCGCUGUCAUUUUUCUUGUUUUCUUUCCAAGUCCACGAAAAGACAAUCUUGCUGCCAUUGCUGCCAAUUUCGUUCCUUUUUGCUUACAACGCGUUACUCUCGGGGUGGUUUAGCGUGCUAUCGACUUUCAGUAUGUAUUUCCUCCUGAAGAAGGAUGGCCUCAUUCUUCCGUACAUCGUGUUACAACUAGCUUACACGGGUGUAGCAGUGGCUCCGUUUCUUGCCUCGGAUUCGUUCAAGCAUCUACACGUGCAGCGAACGGAGCUUGCACCAGGCUAUCGGGGAGACGGCAGUGUUCAUCCGUUGUUUCGAGCUUAUGUCACGAUUUCAUUGCUAGGAAUCGUAGUCAUUCACACUGCGCAAGCCUGGAUUCCUCCACCCGCAAGAUACCCCCACAUCCACGACUACGUCUUUGCUGCUUAUUCAUGUGGCCAUUUCUUACUGAUACUCGUAUAUUUGACGUACUGGCAAUGGAUUACAGAAGCUCAGGCAACGCAAAAGAUCAAGACGAAGAAAGAGUAG
Molecule: messenger RNA, 1596 nt
Organism: Peronospora belbahrii
Lineage: Eukaryota; Oomycota; Peronosporomycetes; Peronosporales; Peronosporaceae
Source: the annotation of a GenBank genome assembly